Messenger RNA from Pantherophis guttatus, 1583 nucleotides. RefSeq names its product G protein-coupled receptor 65 (gene GPR65). The record is from RefSeq and is a predicted model, not a curated record. Gene Ontology annotation, cellular component: membrane. NCBI's taxonomy places the organism in Eukaryota, Metazoa, Chordata, Lepidosauria, Squamata, Colubridae. Gene Ontology annotation, molecular function: G protein-coupled receptor activity. Gene Ontology annotation, biological process: G protein-coupled receptor signaling pathway.
CCUAUGAAAGCCAUGAAAAAUACAUAAUCGUCUGUGCUUUUCCUUCCCAGUUGACUCAGCCGGUAUUAACAAUGAACAUUAGCUAUAAUCUUAACUGCAGCUUUUAUGACAAACUAGAUACAAAAUUGUUUCCUUUUUUCUACAGCAUCCUGAUGAUUAUCAGCAUUCCUGCUAAUCUAUUAUCACUUUACAUUUCCUACUGUCAAAUCCAGAAAAAAAAUGAGCUGGGCAUCUAUCUCUUCUGUUUAUCAUUAGCCGACCUAUUAUACACAAUGACGCUACCAUUAUGGAUUUAUUAUGCUCAAAACGGGGAUGACUGGACCUUCUCUCUACAGCUUUGUAGGUUAUCUGCUUUUCUUCAAUAUCUAAAUUAUUACACCAGCUCAGGAUUUCUUACCUGCAUCUCCUUGGAUAGGUACUUAGCCAUAGUUCAUCCUUUGAGGUUCCAGUCUUUGCGAUCAAGAAGAUUUGCCCUGCUGAUGUCCUUUUUAGUUUGGGCUUUUGAAAUAAUGUCAAACUUCCAGAUUUUAUGGAGAACAAACUUCUACUACGAAGUUGCAGAUAAAACCAGGCAUGUUUCAUGCUAUGACACAUAUCCUCUACAAAAAUGGCAAGCUUACUUCAAUUAUUACCGCAUCUGUGUGGGGUAUGCAUUCCCAUUAGCUGUCAUGAUCUUCUGUUACCUCAAAAUAUAUCAGGCUGUGAAGCAUAAUCAAGCAACUCAAGACUGCGACAAGAAGAAAAUCAAUCAUUUAUUACUAGGCAUCAUCAUAACCUUUUUUCUUUGCUUUACUCCAUAUCACAUUGUCCUACUUCUACGCAGUAUCUUGGAACCAGGUGAAUGCUUUUAUGUUGAGUCUCUAUUUGUACCUUAUAGAAUUGCAACAGCCUUAACAAGCAUAAAUUGUAUAGCCGACCCAAUUCUUUACUGUUUUGUGAAUGAAACUGGAAGAGCAGAUAUCUGGAACAUAUUCAAAUGCGGUUUUUUUGUCAGCUGGACAGAAACACAGCCAUCCAGUGUUUCACAAAACAGAACCAUAAAGGUUUCAGAAUCUGCAGAAUUCAUGUAAUCCAAGAGUAAGUGGCUUGUGGUCUUCCAAGUGUUGCUGAACUACAAUGGGAGAUAUGAUUCACCAACAUAUGGAGUAUCAAGCGGUUUCUGUCCUCGAUAUAUCUUCAAUGAUGCACUCUGCCAAAAUAAAAUGCCAGGAAAGUUUUACUUGUCCUGACAUCAACCAAGAGCCAGGUCCAUCUUCAAAUCAACACAGAGACUGCUUAUGAGGAUUCACAGCACAUUUUAAAAUUAUUGAGUUCUCCUGCAAUUUUUGUUUUGUUUGUUUUUCUCUCAGGAAGAAGGAAUCUGAAUCAGAAGAAAGCCCCAUUCUAUCACCCAUUGCGGCUUUCAUUAAAAACAAUUGCAUAAAUAGUAAACCCAGGCAAUAUCUUUGGAAUGGACUUAUGGUUUGCAUUUUUUAUGCUGUGAAACGAAAUUAUUUGGUUUUCAGAAAGGCUGGUUUAUAUCUUGUCCUACAUCAUUGUGUAAAAAAAUAUGUAAUUAAACUGAAAGAUAUUACAGUAUUCAA